This is a messenger RNA of Lingula anatina, 1274 nucleotides long. RefSeq names its product TNF receptor-associated factor 2-like. NCBI's taxonomy places the organism in Eukaryota, Metazoa, Brachiopoda, Lingulata, Lingulida, Lingulidae. The record is from RefSeq and is a predicted model, not a curated record. Gene Ontology annotation, molecular function: tumor necrosis factor receptor binding; zinc ion binding. Gene Ontology annotation, biological process: regulation of canonical NF-kappaB signal transduction. Gene Ontology annotation, cellular component: cytoplasmic side of plasma membrane; plasma membrane signaling receptor complex.
GAGGUGCAUCUACAACAAGCAGAAGUCAAUGCCCAGCAGCAAAAUGGAGAUGCUGAUAAUCAGUGUCAUGAACUGGACAGCAAACUGAAAGCACUGCGAGACACCUUGACUGCACUGGAGAGACAGAUAAUACGAGCUGAACAAGAUCACGGUACGAGACCCACGCCUGGACAAAACCGAGAAGUAAAUGAGGUGAAAGCCAUGUUGGAUGAAAGAGAGAGAAAACUCCAGCGCUGUGAGGAAAACAUCAUUGAUCUUGCCAGGAAACUGGAGGUCCUGUUCCAGCAGAUUGACUUCUAUGAGAGAGAACGGCAGAAGAAUCAAGAGAUGUUGCAAGCAGGUGCAAGUAAAAUCACCAUGCUUGAGGGAUCCCUCGCCUCCAAAGAUGACACCCUGCAGCUAAAUGAUACUCGAGUUGAAAAUUUGGAACGGGCAACCUACAAUGGAAUCCUGGUUUGGAAGAUAACUGAUUUUGUUCGGAGAAGACAAGAUGCUGUCAACAACAGAGUGCCCAGUUUUUACUCUCCUCCUUUCUACACUUCAAAGAGCGGAUACAAGAUGUGUGCAAGAAUUUACCUUAAUGGGGAUGGUAUGGGGAAAGGGACCCAUGUUUCUCUGUUCUUUGUUAUCUGCAAAGGCAGCAAUGAUGCCCUUCUUCGUUGGCCCUUCAGGCAGAAAGUAACCCUGAUGUUACUGGACCAGAAUAACAAGGAGCACAUCAUUGAUGCUUUCAGACCUGAUCCAAGCAGUUCUUCAUUCAAGAAGCCAACAAACGAGAUGAAUAUUGCAAGCGGAUGUCCCAUGUUUGCUACAUUGUCACAGUUGGACAGCCCGUCACAUGCCUACAUCAAAGAUGAUACCGUUUUCUUUAAGAUAAUAGUUGAUUGUGCUGAUUUGCAGUAAAAAGUGAUGGGAUGUGUUUUCAUCCUUCACUGGUUACAUGUACAGCCAAGGGGCAAUUUUCAAAUAAUUCAAACCAAAGAAUACCCACAUGUAAAGAAUUUGAACAGACUAUAAACAAAAAUUUAUAUAAACAGGAUUGACAUUUGAUAUGUUUGAAUAUUUAUGAGCUUUGUAUUAGAAACAAUUGUUUUCCUUUAGCAAUUGAAAAUUUCCCAAAGUUAAAAGUGUUAAGACAGCCAUUUAAUUCUAUGACUGACUAUUUGAUGUAAAUAUUAGGUCCCAUUUCAAUAGACAGCAUUGAUCGGUCUAUAUGGAUCGAUCCAACUCUGCCAGGAUUCAGCUAAACAGAUAAGCACUCCUGCCGUUAAGUA